Phaeoacremonium minimum UCRPA7 is the source of this 1881-nucleotide messenger RNA. Its product is annotated as putative amino acid permease protein. Bases 1 to 1881 code for a protein of 626 amino acids. Lineage: Eukaryota; Fungi; Ascomycota; Sordariomycetes; Togniniales; Togniniaceae. Gene Ontology annotation, cellular component: membrane. Gene Ontology annotation, biological process: amino acid transmembrane transport. The transcript has 4 exons. Gene Ontology annotation, molecular function: amino acid transmembrane transporter activity. The record is from RefSeq and is a predicted model, not a curated record.
AUGAGAGCACCGCAGCGCAGGACCAACACCAUCAUCACCAUGAGCGACCACGACGCUGAGAAGGCCAUUCCCAGCAAUGGCAAUGGCGCCGCCACCGACAGCAGUGUCGCCUACGCCUCCGAGGGCCAGCGCGGUCCAUGGAGCAGACGCUUCGUCGACAGCUUCAAGCGCGACCCCAAUGCUCACGUCACAAAGAGCAGCGAGCGUGCUGUGACCAAGGGCUUCGACCAUGAAGGAGCUGCCCAAGCCACCGCGAACUCGGGUCUGUCGCGAAAGCUUCAGGGUCGCCAUCUGCAGAUGAUUGCUAUUGGUGGUUCAAUUGGAACUGGUCUUUUCGUCACUUCCGGCGCGGCUCUAUCAUCUGGUGGACCGGCCUCCCUCAUCAUUGCCUUCGGUAUCAUUGGUAUCAUGAUUUUCUGUACGGUUCAGGCUUUAGGAGAGAUGGCCGUCGUGUUCCCAGUUUCUGGCUCCUUCUCAGCAUUCUCGACGCGUUUCCUCGAUCCCGCUUGGGGCUUCGCCAUGGGAUGGAACUAUGCUAUGCAAUGGCUAGUUGUGCUGCCGCUAGAGAUUGUCGCCGCUUCGAUCACACUUUCAUUCUGGCCUGGCGCAGCAGACACAAACUCCGCAGCCUGGGUUACCAUUUUCCUGGUCGUCAUCGUCGCUAUCAACUUUUUCGGUGUCCGAGGAUAUGGCGAAGCCGAGUACGUCUUUGCCAUUAUCAAGAUCAUCGCCGUCAUUGGCUUCAUCAUCCUCGGUAUUGUUCUCAACUGUGGAGGCGGUCCGAACGGAGAGUACAUUGGCAACCGUUACUGGAAGACAAACAACGUCCCAGCAGACUACGCCGGUUACUUCCAAGAUCCCGAGGGCAACCCCCCUGGAAGCAUCAAGUCAGGCGCAUUCAACAACGGCUUCAAGGGUCUCUGCUCCGUCUUUGUUACUGCCGCUUUCUCCUUCGCCGGUACCGAAUUGGUUGGUCUUGCAGCAGCUGAAGCCAGCAACCCCCGCAAGACCCUCCCCACUGCUAUCAAGCAGGUCUUCUGGCGUAUCUGUCUCUUCUACAUGGUGGCCCUCACUGUCGUGUCCCUGCUGGUCCCCUAUGGCGACGACCGUCUGCUUGGUAGCAGCUCUGAGGAUGCCAAGGCUUCUCCGUUCGUUAUUGCCAUCAACAACGCUGGAAUCUCCGUCCUGCCAUCUAUCAUGAAUGUCGUCAUCCUCAUCGCCGUUCUGUCCGUUGGCAACUCCUCCAUCUAUGGUUCUUCCCGUACUCUGGCCGCUCUCGCUGAGCAAGGCCAAGCUCCCCGGAUUCUCGGCUACAUCGACCGUAAGGGCCGUCCCUUGGUUGCCAUCAUUGUGUCUUCCGUGCUGGGUCUGCUCUGCUACGUCGUAGCCGGCGGCCAAAAAGACGCAAGCACCGCUCUUAACUGGCUCUACUCGCUCUCGGGUCUUUCCUCCAUCUUCACCUGGGGCUCCAUCUGCCUCGCGCACAUCCGCUUCCGCAAGGCCUGGAAGGCCCAGGGCCACAGCCUCGAUGAGCUCGCCUUCACUUCCCAGGCCGGCAUCAUCGGCUCCUGGAUCGGCUUCAUCCUCAACGCCCUCGUCCUCAUCGCCCAGUUCUGGACUGCCGUGUGGCCCGUCGACUACAGCACCUACUCUCCCCGCGGCAUCGCUGAGAACUUCUUCCUCAGCUACCUUGCUGCGCCUGUCGUCAUUCUCUGCUACAUCCCCUACAAGAUCUACUACAAGACCCCCUUCAUGCGGUCACACUCGAUUGAUCUCGUCACGGGCCGCAGAGAGCUUGACACGGCGGAGAUCAUCGCCGCCGAGAAGGCGGAGCAGGCCAACUGGCCCAAGUGGAAGAGGGUCUGGAAGUGGCUCUUCUAA